Messenger RNA from Exophiala dermatitidis NIH/UT8656, 1680 nucleotides. RefSeq names its product MFS transporter, SP family, sugar:H+ symporter. Gene Ontology annotation, molecular function: carbohydrate:proton symporter activity. The record is from RefSeq and is a predicted model, not a curated record. Bases 1 to 1680 code for a protein of 559 amino acids. NCBI's taxonomy places the organism in Eukaryota, Fungi, Ascomycota, Eurotiomycetes, Chaetothyriales, Herpotrichiellaceae. Gene Ontology annotation, biological process: carbohydrate transport; transmembrane transport. Gene Ontology annotation, cellular component: membrane. The transcript has 6 exons.
AUGGCUGCAGGAAAACGAAAAUCGUCAUCACAUUCGAGUUUGUACAACAGACUCGUGACAGUUGCGGUCGCCUUCGGGUCUAUGACCUACGGCUACUGCUCUGCUAUCAUCGGCAGCACCAUCGGUCAACCAGGAUGGUAUGAAUUCUUCGAUCUGCCCCAGCAAGGCGAGCCAGGCUAUGGAGGGAAAACGACGGACGCAAUCGCCACGGCCAACGGCCUCUACAGUGCCGGAGGGGCAGUCGGCAGUCUGUUCAUCAUGUGGUCUGCCACUGCGAUAGGACGCAAACACAGCAUUCAGGUCGGAGCCAUAUUGGCUAUCAUUGGAGGUGCAUUCCAGGGUGGAGCGGCGGCACUCGCGAUGUUCCACGUCGGCCGAGUCAUAUCAGGAUUAGGCAUUGGGAUCCUAGUGACCGCCUGCCCAAUGUACCUGUCCGAGCUGGCACCGCCCGAAAAUCGCGGAUGGCUAGUCGGCCACCAUGCCAUUUUUCUCGUGUUUGGAUACAUGUUAUCCGCAUGGCUAGGGUAUGCAUGCUACUUCGCCACGAGCAGGAACGAAUCCUUUGCAUGGCGGUUCCCCCUGUGCAUCCAAACGCUGCCGCCGUUGGUGUUACUCAUCACUUCGAUUUGGAUCCCCCGGUCGCCGAGAUGGUUGCUCCAGAAGGGUAAGAUCGACGAGGCGUGGAGUGUGAUUCAGGCUUUGCGUCGGUCGCCGGAUGAUCCGGACGACCUUGCGGCAAAGGAGGAACUGUACCAGACUAAAGCGCAACUGGCCCUCGAUGCCGCCAAGUUGAAGGCCGUGGGGUAUGGGCCGUGGAUGGCGUGUCUGAAGAAGAAGAGUUAUCGCAAGAGGUUGAUCAUUGGGUUUUUGACGCAAUGGGGGGCAGAGUUUGCCGGGCCUCUGGUUAUUAACAACUACUCGGUCAUCAUAUACACGAACCUAGGCCAAACAGGCAGCAUGCCCUUGUUGUUGUCGGCAGUCUGGCUCACUACUGCUGGUGUCAUCUACAACCCCGGCGGCGCAUGGCUCCACGACAAAGUCAACUCCCGCCGCCUCAUGUACAUGAUCGGCAUCACGGGCUGUCUGGUAACAACGUCGAUUCUAUGUGCUCUUAUCGCCACUUACGGCGGCACCACCAGCAAAGCGGGUAACAGUGGGGCCAUUACGAUGGUGUUUUUGUAUCUUGCUUUACAGGGCACGUUCUGCGACACAACAAUGUACCUCUACGUCUCGGAGAUCUUCCCGACCGAAAUCCGCCCUAUCGGAAUGGGAUUUUCGCUAUUCGGCCAAUUCGCCGCGACAAUUAUUCUGUUACAAACGGCACCCAUUGGAAUCAACGAUGUCGGCUGGAAAUAUUACUUGGUCAUCGUGGCGUGGUGUAUUGUCUAUUUGCCGAUGAUUUAUUUCUUUUGGCCGGAAACAGCAAGGCUGUCGCUCGAGGAAAUUUCCAAGCAGUUUGGUGACGAUGUCGCGGUCCAUGUUAAUGAUGUGAGUGAGGACCAGAGGAGGGAACUUGAUGAGUUUCUUAGACGUAAGGAUGUGGUGCAUUCGUUGCCGGAGGAGGAUGUUGCUGUUGCGGGGAGGUUGGGGAGUGUUGGUGGAGGUGAUGGGGAAGGAGGUCCUGGGGGAGCGGGAGGAGAGCGAAUGGAGGUUAUGGAGAAGGGGUCGAAAGAAGCUUGA